This is a messenger RNA of Nematostella vectensis (starlet sea anemone), 1697 nucleotides long. RefSeq lists its product as uncharacterized. The coding region runs from base 242 to 1423 and encodes 393 amino acids. The transcript has a single exon. The record is from RefSeq and is a predicted model, not a curated record. Lineage: Eukaryota; Metazoa; Cnidaria; Anthozoa; Actiniaria; Edwardsiidae.
UUUUAUUUUUUUCGUGAGUUUUAUUUUUUUCGUGAGUUUUAUUUUUUUUCGUGAGUUUUAUUUUUUUUCGUGAGUUUUAAUUUUUUUCGUGAGUUUUAUUUUUUUCGUGAGUUUCAUUUUUUUUUUCGUGAGUUUAAAUAUUUUUUAUGAGUUUUAUUUUUUUAGCGAGUUUCUGUUGUAGGUCACGUUGUGGGUCAGGUGAUAGGUGGAAAAAAGCAUUAUAUAGACGUAAACGCGCAACAUGGCUGCUGCACUGAGAAAUCUCCGCGACGGUUUUAUAAAGGAAUAUUUUCAUAUGGGCUUCAGCUGCAAGGAGAUUUCUAGUUGCUUGCUGUUUGACCAUGGAAUUCAGCUUAGCGAAAGACAGAUUAAAAGAAUUUUAGCAAAGCAAAGCCUCGGAAGACGGCGUUUCAGUGACUUCGACGACAUAAUAAAAACAAUUGAGGACGAGCUUAAAGGAAGCGGUAGCAUUGUCGGGUACCGAACUAUGUGGCAGAAACUAAUAGUUGACCAUCAACUGUCUGUUAGCAAAGAAUUUGUGAGGAACGCGUUACUCAUAUUAGAUCCGGAUGGCGUGGAGAGACGCUCGAGAAACAGACUUCGACGACGGCAGUAUCAUGCUAAAGGGGCCAACUUCAUUUGGCACCUGGAUGGUUACGAUAAGCUUAAACCUUACGGAUUUUGUAUACAUGGCUGCAUCGACGGUUACUCGAGAAGAAUCAUGUGGCUAGAAGUUGGACGUACGAAUAACCAUCCGGGUGUCGUAGCAAGUUAUUUUCUUGACUGUGUUGAAAGUGUAGGAGGGACGGCAAGAAUUGUCCGUGGAGAUAUGGGUACUGAGAAUGGCAGAGUAGCUGCUAUUCAGCGCUUUUUACGGGAUGAGGCCGAAGAUAGUUGGUCAGGAGAAAAAAGUUUCCUUUAUGGACGAUCGGUUUCUAAUCAGAGGAUCGAGGCGUGGUGGGGACAAUUAAGAAAGGGCUCAUCUGAGUGGUGGAUACAACAUUUCAAGGAUUUAAGAGACAGGGGUCUUUUUUGUGACGCGGAUGCUGUACACGUAGAGUGUCUAAAGUUUUGUUACAUGGGAGUGCUCCAACGCGAACUUCAAAGUGUAGCAAGACGGUGGAAUAUCCAUCGUAUUCGACCCUCAACAAGAAGCAACAUUUCCCCUCCUGGUCGACCCUGCUUUCUUUACCACUAUCCCGAGAUGACUGGAGGUCAAGAAUGCAGAUUUAAUGUUGACGCCGAUGAUUUAGAUGUUGCCAGAGAACUUUGCUGCCAUGACUUGCCCCAAAAUUCAUCACCCGACUUUACUGAACUUGCUGAACUGAUCACGAGGGAAGAAGGAUUAAGAAUGCCAGAAAAUGGCAAUGAUGCACGAGCUUUGUAUCUUACUCUUAUCCACGAGAUUGAAAGAAUAAUGUAACUUCUUCUGUUUUCCAGUUUAAAUCAUUCCGCACAGACGCGAGUAAUUUGUUGUACAUUGUUACCGCAGCCUAUGGAAAUAGACUAUUCUUUCUUCACUUAAGUAGGCCACUUCGUUUUACUAAUAGAAGAUAUUCCAUUACAUUUUGUCGGUAUUUGCGUCCCAGUUGAACCCAAAAGUUUUUACACGUGGUUCUGAUUGUGUUAGGAAAAAUGUAAGACAAGCUUAACGCGAUUUUGUUCUUACUAAAAUAAAUGUUGUUACCACAUGGAAA